AGUUCAGCCUCUCCUGGUUUCCUCCCCUCAAUACUCUUUAUCCCGGGGUCACUGUCUCCAGCUAAGCACUAGGUACAAUGGGGACUCCUAAUGAUCAAGCAGUUUUGAGAGCCAUCUUCAGCCCAGACACCCCAUUUGGAGAUGUUCCUGGUUUGGACCUUGGAGAAGAUCAAAUAGAGAAAAAUCAAGUGGCGGAUGAAGAUGACACCUUUCCUGGGGACCUGCUGGAACAGACCAAGAACCUAGAGUUACAGGGGGUGACAGCUGCUGAGGCUGGGAACCUGAGCACGGCCCUUGAGAAAUUCAGUCAGGCUAUCAAUCUGCUGCCUGGCAGAGCCUCAGCCUAUAACAAUCGAGCCCAGGCCCGAAGACUCCAGGGAGAUAUGGCAGGUGCACUGGAGGACCUGGACUAUGCCAUUCUGCUGAGUAGGGGCCAAGGACAGGUGGCAUGCCAGAGCUAUGUCCAGCGGGGGCUCUUGUCCCGGCUGCAGGGCAGAGAUGAUGAUGCCAGGAGCGAUUUCGAGAAAGCAGCGCAUCUGGGUAGCCCCUUUGCCCGACGCCAGCUGGUCUUGCUCAACCCUUAUGCGGCUCUGUGUAACCGGAUGCUGGCUGAUAUGAUGAGGCAGCUGCAGGGCAUCAGUGAGCCCUGAGAACAGGCACCCCCUGCCUGGGUAUCCACCCUUCUUGGCAGACCAGAAAGGGGGGGGGAGGGGACGACAGCAUUUAUCUUGAGCCCACUAACUGAAUAAAGACGCCUUUCUUUGAGUCUGA
Messenger RNA from Gracilinanus agilis (Agile Gracile Mouse Opossum), 771 nucleotides. It is a transcript of the gene TTC36, whose product is annotated as tetratricopeptide repeat domain 36. Gene Ontology annotation, biological process: cilium assembly. The coding region runs from base 78 to 650 and encodes 190 amino acids. Gene Ontology annotation, molecular function: protein binding. The transcript has 3 exons. NCBI's taxonomy places the organism in Eukaryota, Metazoa, Chordata, Mammalia, Didelphimorphia, Didelphidae. The record is from RefSeq and is a predicted model, not a curated record.